GAACAAAAUUCUUUCAUGCAGGGUAAAGAUCAUUGGUUCUUGGGUUUUAGUUAUUUUACACUUGAGUGCAUUAAUUCUUUUUCUUUCUCUCUCCUCUUUCUCUUUCUCUCUCUGUUAGUGCUUUGCUUGAAAUGUACCAGCAGCACUCCUAUCAAAUGGGGUUCUUGUGCCUCUAUCCAAUACCUGCUUCUUCUUCUUCUUUCUGCUGAUUGUGAAUUUGAAUUGGUGUGAAGGGGCUAGUAACACAUCUGUUUCUUGGUGAUUUUGAGGCUUGGAAAAUGGCACCACAAACUGGCUAUUUGAAAGAACAUGAAGGAAUUGUUCCUAAUUCACUUGGCCAGUUAUCAUCUUCUCCUGCUCGUUUAUGGAGUGCCUUUGGGCAAGGUUCUCAAUCAAUCUUUGGGGAUUUUGGUCACGUGAAGGCUUCAUCCAUUGAACAACUUGGCAGUAAUGGGAAGGAGUUCAAUGGAAGCAAACAAGUUGCUCAUGGCCCGGAGAAAUUGAACACAGCUCCAUUUUCCAUUUAUCCUGGUGACUGUAAGAUUUCGAUGGAUGCGCAAAAACCUUCACCAAUGUUUUCCCUGCAAUCACCCUUGUCAGAAUAUCACAAUCGUUUUGAGCUUGGAUUUGGCCAGCCCAUGAUAUGUGCAAAUUAUCCUUACAUGGAACAGCAUUACGGGAUCCUCUCUGCUUUUGGACCUCAAAUACCAGGCCGGAUUAUGCUGCCAAUGAGCUUAACAUCAGAUGAUGGACCUAUUUAUGUGAAUGCAAAGCAGUAUCAUGGAAUCAUUAGGCGCAGGCAGAUACGUGCCAAGGCAAUGAUGGAGAAUAAACUUGCAAGAACUCGUAAGCCAUAUAUGCACGAAUCGCGUCAUCUUCAUGCAAUGCGCCGUCCACGUGGAUCUGGUGGCCGUUUCUUGAACACAAAGAAUCUGAAAAAUGGGAAACCCUCAAUGGAACUAAAGAAAAUUGAUGAUGUGAACCUUUCUGAUUCAACUGGUUCCCAAUGUUCUGUGGUUCUGCAAUCAGAAAGUGGAACUUUGAACUCCCCAAAUGAAGCAAAGGGGAGGGGCUUUAGUCUCUCGAGUUCUGAGGUAUCGAGCAUAUUCCCGAGGGGACUACAACGUUUUCAAAUCAACCAUCUUGGACCAUCAAUGCCAUCACUGGCAGAGAUCAUUGAUGGAGGAGGGCAUGGCAUGGUUCUGCCCAAAUGGGUUGCAGCAGCUGACAACUGCUGUAACCUUUGUGUUUGAUGGCGAAGGCAAUGGGUUCUUGGUGCAAGUCAUUGCACCAAAACCCUGUCUUUGUUGCGACCAAAUCCAGCUUGCUUCAAUGUCGUUGACGAUAAUUGUUUCAGGCUUCGCGAUGAGGAUAGUCCCCGCGUUUGGUUGCAAUGGCAAGUCAUUUUUGGCUCUUAACUAAUGUAGGUGUAGGAUGUCUCUUAUCUCUUUGUUUUGCUUCUCAGUAUGAGAGGUGACUGGGAGAAACAAAAGAAUCAUCCAAUCAAAUAUCAAGUAAUUGCAGUGCAGUUGAAAAAAGGGUCUGUUCAAGAAUAAGAGCAUCAAGAGAAUGAAUUCUGCACUGUGUUUAUGACCCUGAAAGUAGAACAAGAAGAAUGUUCACUAAGUCCAGUGUUUGGUUAUUCAAAUUCAGACAUUCUGAAGCAAUUUGUACUGAACAAAGAUGCUUGGCUUGUGGGUUUGUUUAAGGACAACUGUCAUGUUUGUCUUUCAGUUUGUGUGUAAUGAAGAAGAUUUGUCUUUGUAAUGAAGAAGGUUUGUCCUUGUAAUGAAGAAUAUUGUCUGUGUGUAAUAAAGAAUGUUGUCCUUGUAAUAUCAUCCAUUGCUGUUUCCUUUUUA
This is a messenger RNA of Benincasa hispida (wax gourd), 1859 nucleotides long. RefSeq names its product nuclear transcription factor Y subunit A-10-like. Gene Ontology annotation, biological process: regulation of DNA-templated transcription. The record is from RefSeq and is a predicted model, not a curated record. NCBI's taxonomy places the organism in Eukaryota, Viridiplantae, Streptophyta, Magnoliopsida, Cucurbitales, Cucurbitaceae. Gene Ontology annotation, molecular function: DNA-binding transcription factor activity.